AACCCCUACUGAAGAAAAGUUCUACUGCAUCAUGGUCCUGCUAGUCCUACUCUCUCUCCUUCCAACUUGUUUCUGUACGUCAUUACAUUGGCAACAACAACAAACACCUUGGGAUCCUCCUCCUCCUCCGCCACAACCUGACAAGCAGGACUGUUCUAUGAUCCACUCCCUUGACCCGUCCAGGCCCAGUGGGGAGUUCACCAUCUUCCCUGUGGAGCCCUACAACACCCCCCUGCAGGUCUACUGUGACAUGGAGACUGAUGGGGGAGGCUGGACAGUGUUCCAGAGAAGGGUGGAUGGCACUUUGAACUUCUACAGGCCCUGGAAUCAGUACAAGAAGGGCUUUGGGAAUAAAAAUGGCGAGCACUGGCUGGGCCUGGACAACAUCCACCUGCUGAGCAAGGCAGGGAAUUAUGAGCUGAGGGUGGACAUGGAGGACUGGGAGGGGAAAAAGGUGUACGCUCAGUACACGUCCUUCUCUGUGGCCCCCGAGAGUGCAGGAUACACACUGAAAUUGGGCAGCUUCAUCAAUGGAGGAGCAGGUGAUAGCAUGGAUGGGCAUGGUGGAAUGAAAUUCAGCACUUUUGACAAAGACCAGGAUGCAUAUGGUGAUGGCAAUUGUGCUAAACUGUAUCUUGGGGCCUUCUGGUAUGGUGCCUGUCAUUAUGCCAACCCCAAUGGGGUGUACAGGCAGGGGGCUGAUACCACACCGUUUGCUGUUGGUGUUGAGUGGUACCAUUUUAAAGGUUAUAAUUACUCCAUGAAGACCUUCAGCAUGAAGAUCAGACGUAGAUCAGUGGUUAAAGACCAGCAGAAAAUGCAACACUAUUAAUUUUAAAUCUUCAUUGAAAUAAAUGUUCUGCAUUCA
Messenger RNA from Clupea harengus (Atlantic herring), 868 nucleotides. Its product is annotated as microfibril-associated glycoprotein 4-like. The record is from RefSeq and is a predicted model, not a curated record. The transcript is spliced from 5 exons. The coding region runs from base 32 to 832 and encodes 266 amino acids. Gene Ontology annotation, biological process: elastic fiber assembly. Lineage: Eukaryota; Metazoa; Chordata; Actinopteri; Clupeiformes; Clupeidae.